This is a messenger RNA of Melospiza georgiana, 4005 nucleotides long. RefSeq names its product potassium voltage-gated channel subfamily C member 2 (gene KCNC2). Gene Ontology annotation, cellular component: neuronal cell body membrane; voltage-gated potassium channel complex; axon. The transcript has 5 exons. Gene Ontology annotation, biological process: protein homooligomerization; potassium ion transmembrane transport. The record is from RefSeq and is a predicted model, not a curated record. Bases 110 to 2110 code for a protein of 666 amino acids. Lineage: Eukaryota; Metazoa; Chordata; Aves; Passeriformes; Passerellidae. Gene Ontology annotation, molecular function: protein binding; delayed rectifier potassium channel activity.
CGCGGACCUGCCGGCGACCGGCUGCCCCCCGCCCAGCGACCGGCGCGCCCCCCUCCCGAUCCGCGCCGCCGCCUCCCGCGCUCUCCCCAGUCAUGUCCCACCCGGAGCGAUGGGGAAGCUCGAGGACAACGAGAGGGUGAUCCUCAACGUGGGGGGCACGCGGCACGAGACCUACCGCAGCACCCUGAAGACCCUGCCGGGGACCCGCCUGGCCCUGCUCGCCUGCGAGUCCCAGAGCGAGUCCCCGGGCGGCGAGGAGCCGCCGCCGCCCCCCAACCCGCCGCUGCCUCCGGCGGGCGGCUGCCCGGAGCCCGGCAGCGGCUGCAGCCCCCGGGGCAGCGGCGGCGCCAGCGAGUUUUUCUUCGACCGGCACCCGGGGGUCUUCGCCUAUGUGCUCAACUACUACCGCACCGGCAAGCUGCACUGCCCCGCCGACGUCUGCGGGCCGCUCUUCGAGGAGGAGCUGGCCUUCUGGGGCAUCGACGAGACCGACGUGGAGCCCUGCUGCUGGAUGACCUACCGCCAGCACCGCGACGCCGAGGAGGCCCUCGACAUCUUCGAGGCACCCGACCUGCUGACGGGCGAGCCGCCCCCCGACGGCGACGACGACGACUUGGCCGCCAAGAGACUGGGCAUCGAGGACGUGGGGGCGGCCGCCGAAGGCAAGGGCGGGCGCUGGCGGCGGCUGCAGCCCCGCGUGUGGGCGCUCUUCGAGGACCCCUACUCGUCCCGCGCCGCCAGGUUCAUCGCUUUUGCCUCUUUAUUCUUCAUCUUAGUUUCAAUCACAACCUUCUGCCUGGAAACACACGAGGCUUUCAACACUAUUAUAAACAAAACUGAGCAGGUCAUCAACGGGACAGAAGCUGUGUUACAGUAUGAGAUUGAGACAGAUCCUGCACUGACAUACGUGGAAGGAGUCUGCGUGGUAUGGUUUACAUUUGAAUUUUUAGUACGUGUUAUUUUUUCUCCCAACAAACUUGAAUUCGUCAAAAACCUCUUGAAUAUCAUUGACUUUGUGGCCAUCCUGCCCUUUUACCUAGAAGUGGGCCUGAGUGGGCUCUCCUCCAAAGCUGCUAAGGACGUGCUUGGUUUCCUCAGGGUGGUAAGGUUCGUCAGGAUCCUCCGGAUUUUCAAGCUCACCCGGCACUUUGUGGGCCUCAGGGUGCUGGGCCACACGCUGCGAGCCAGCACCAAUGAAUUUCUGCUGCUGAUAAUAUUCCUGGCACUUGGUGUUUUGAUAUUUGCCACUAUGAUCUACUACGCAGAGCGGGUGGGAGCCCAGCCUAAUGACCCAUCAGCGAGUGAACACACACAGUUCAAAAACAUCCCCAUCGGCUUCUGGUGGGCUGUAGUCACCAUGACCACCCUGGGAUAUGGGGAUAUGUAUCCACGAACUUGGUCAGGCAUGCUGGUGGGAGCCCUGUGUGCCCUGGCGGGAGUGCUCACCAUAGCCAUGCCCGUGCCUGUGAUAGUUAACAAUUUUGGGAUGUACUACUCCCUGGCCAUGGCAAAGCAGAAACUGCCAAGGAAGCGAAAGAAGCACAUCCCUCCUGCUCCUCAAGCCAGCUCACCCACCUUCUGCAAGACAGACUUGAACAUGGCCUGCAAUAGCACGCAGGGUGACAUCUGCCUGGGCAAGGACAACCAGCUGAUGGAACACAACAGAUCAUCAGCCACCGUGUCCCACCCUGUUGGACUCCAUGGUGUUUUGCCUCAGUGUCUGUCUCUUGUGUCAGCUUUGCCUGUGCCACAUCGUGGCCUGUUAAGCAAGAUCCUACAAAGAAGCAGUCAUUUAAAAGGAGCAGUGUUAUCAGGUGAAGACAGUGCAGGAAGUGAGCAGCCACUCUCACCUGGUGAAAGGCUCCCUCCCAUCAGACGUUCUAGUACAAGAGACAAAAACAGAAGAGGGGGAACAUGUUUCCUACUGACAACAGGUGAUUACACGUGUGCUACUGAUGGAGGGAUCAGGAAAGGCUAUGAAAAAUCCCGAAGCCUAAACAACAUAGCUGGCUUGACAGGCAAUGCUCUGCGACUGUCUCCAGUAACAUCACCCUACAGCUCACCUUGUCCUCUAAGGCGCUCUCGGUCUCCCAUCCCUUCCAUCUUGUAAACCUGAUGGCGUCAAUCGGCUACAUAGCAUUAAAUCAAAUACUGUUUACCACAUCUUGGAAAUAAAUGUAGCAUUAAGCAUAGGCUCCACAAAUAUGGUCUAAAUCCUGCAUGAUACAACUGUCAGUAGUAAGAAAAGCCACUUGGGUACCUGAAGAUUUUUGUCUUGGCUUUUAAAGAUUACUUCAGGUAGCAUUUCUCCUUUUAUCUACUAUAUUGUCCUACUUUCCUGUGGCAAUAAAAGGACAGUUAGUGGAUGCUGUUGUCCAUAUAUUCAAUAAAUAAGCAUAUUUUCAGGGAGAUUUACUUAAAAUAAUGUGCUUCCAAGUAAUUAUCAGUCACUCCAUUGAACCUCCAUUUCUUGUGACUCUAAUCCAUUCUGAAGAUGUCUGCUCUGAAGGGUCUGCUCAUUUGCAUGGACCAUCCUGUCUCCAUCACCUGACAAGCAGUGUUGCGGAUCGUGGAGACCACAGAGGGCUCUGGAUGUGUGUUCUCACAUUGUUACCAUCCUGCUGAAAUGAAAGCACUGAUAAACUGGUCUGCAUGUGGGAUUGUUUUUCUGUGUUUAACCUUUUCUUUUAUUUUUUAACUAUCUACUUGUUUAUAAACGACUUUAUUUUGUGAUUAACUUAUUUCGGUACUGGAUUGCUGUAUCAGAGUUCUGAAUGUCUCCGGUUGUUUGCACACAGAUAACUGCAAAGAGGUUGUCAUUACUGGUUACACGCAAGCAGAAGCCAGAUCUCUUUCUUAAUGGCUUGGGGAAGGCACAAAACAUGCAAGAAAGGUAAACGCCAUCCAGACUUGCAAUUUUAAGCUAGCAAGUGCUGCUUGGUACUGUAGUAUUUUCUCUACUCCAGGGUUUUUCAACAUUUUCAGAAGCUGAGUACCAAGUAAAAUUGAAACAAUUUUUGGGGGCUUUUUUUUACCAUUGUAAGAGGGUAGUAGUUCUCAAGUCGGGUUUUUGACCAGCCUUAUACCUCUGGCUAGUGGGCUUCAAAAAUUUCUUCAGUCCAUGUUUUUUGAGGUGAUUUGUCCUAUGUGUUGUUUGUCUGUCUGUUUUGCAACCUGUCUCCUUGUAGUCUCCAUCUGUCUCCAUAAAGCACAGAGAUUCUGUUAAAAUGCCCCCUUCUUUUAAGUUGAACUAAGAACACUUUUUUCUCCUUUUCUCUUUUUUCCAUAUGCACUAUACAUCCAUGUAUAGAUAGAAAUAUACGUAUUUUUCAAGUGCAGUUAGUAUCAUCUAGACUAACUCGUGUGCACUCCUAAGGCUUUUUGAGCGGCUUUUCAGCACUGACCGGUUGCCUAUUGCAUCAAUUUUCCUCCCAGCAACCAGCAUUCAUUACAAUUUUGAAACUGUAUCUCCUCUAGUGGCUUUUUCAUUCAAUACUAACCUCUGUUUAUGCAACAGGACAAAUGCAAUGGCAAAUUUGAGGUUCUGGGCUGGUGAGGAAAAAUUACCCUUAAACUGUAGAGUUUUAGAAGACCAUAAUGACUGAAAUCUUCUUAAGUGAUCCUUGAAAUUGUUGAAUAAUACCUGACUGUCAUGUUUUACUUUUUUGUUAGGAAAAGAAAUUAAAUUUAUUGUUGACCAUGUAACAUGUUCUUCUGUAUAUAGCCAAGCCCAAUAGCAUGACCUGCAUGUCAGAAUUCUUGUACAAUAAUGUAGUUAUCAAAGUAUACAUUUCUGAUAUUUAGAGAUGUACAUUGAUUUACUUUUGGUAAAAUAUUGUCAAUAGAGAGAUAAUUGCAAACAGCUUUUAGCAAAUGAAUUAAUAUACUAUCUGGUGCUGCUGUUAUAUUAACUACAGUGUUGUACAGAAUUUAUCAUGGAUUUUUGACUGCUGAAAAAGGGACAAUGGAAUUUAGCCAUACCAAGGACUGUACUGGAAAGAGACU